AUGAAGCAUCAGAUGAAAAUUGAUAAAUUUUACCCAUUCAAAGCAUCAAAAUCAUUGAAAUUUGAGAAUAAUGAUUACUAUGGUAAUAGCAAUAUAAAGAUUGAAAUGGAAACUCCAAAGAAGAGGUCUAAUACAAGUCUUCAAAUACCUUCUCCUUCUAAGACACCAAAACUAGAAGAAUCAGAUAUAAUUAAUUUAAGCAGUGAUGAAGAAGAAAGUCCAUUAUCAGAUGCUACUGUUCCUUAUACUCCAGAAGCACAAUCACCUAUAACGCCUAGCUCUUCAGAAGGCUUUUUAAACACAAGAACAUUUAAUAUUAAAAAGGACCCUUACCAAGAUACUACUCAAUACACAGGACACAUUGAAAGUCUAGAUGACCAAGCUAAAUCACCCACAAGCACUUCUCGAACAACAAAAAAAUAUUUCUCACCAAAUAAAAAACGAAUUAUUACUAUUAGAUCACCUGGAAAAGCUCGGAAAAAUUUGAACAAAAUCAUUUCUGAAACUAAUGAUAAUGAUCUAAUAGAAGCUUGUAGUAGUUAUGAUGAUAAAACAAUAUUUGUCAUUAAAAUAAUCCACCAAUGUUUGAACAACCAAGAUUUAAGGUCAUUAUUGGAUGAAAAUUCGCAAAAGUUACUUCAAAACUGCAUGAGUGUUCUUAAGCCAGGAUUACAUUUAGUAUGUAAACUUUAUUGGAGAAAAGAAGCUUGGUAUAGGCCAGGGAAAAUUGAGGAUGUUUUUAACAAAGGCAACUACUCAUGUAACUUGAAACAAAUAUUGGACAAUUUAAUCCAAAAUGGAUUACUUCAGACAAAUGAUGCUAAUCUUACAGGUGCAAAUGCAUUGAAUUUAGAUUUUUACAUUGAUACAUUAAAAGUGAAUGAAGUAAAAGCAAUAUGUAAGGAAUUCAAUAUAAAAUUUAAAAACAAGGAAGCGGCCAAACUUUCAUUGGAAAAGUUUUGUAAUCAAAAAAGUAUUGGUCAUUAUUUUGCUUCAACAUCACAACCUAAUAAUCAAAGAGUUUUGGAAUCACUUCGCCUAAAGUGUGGUCAAUGCUUCAAGCUAACAGAACAUAGUCGCAGGACACUUGACGAAUUAUAUAUUUUAAUGUAUUUGGGGAUUGACUGGAGUAUUUUAAGAGAAAAGAAUGUAGAACUGAUGCUCUUUAACAUUAAAAGCAAAAGUGAAACGUAUCCUGCUCAAGAUAUAAACUUGAUUGAUAAUGCUAGUAUUGUUUUUAAGAAUAGGCGUGAGUUCCAAAGCUAUAUCAAAGCAAGCGAUAUUUAUGAGGAAUUUCUGAAUACAAGUGAUACUUUAAUUCGCCGUAGCAUUAUUGAAAAGGUGUAUAAACAAUAUUUGGAAAUAAAGACUGAAGAAAUGACGAGGUAA
This is a messenger RNA of Pieris macdunnoughi, 1389 nucleotides long. The record is from the annotation of a GenBank genome assembly. NCBI's taxonomy places the organism in Eukaryota, Metazoa, Arthropoda, Insecta, Lepidoptera, Pieridae.